Molecule: messenger RNA, 1568 nt
Organism: Myxocyprinus asiaticus (Chinese sucker)
Lineage: Eukaryota; Metazoa; Chordata; Actinopteri; Cypriniformes; Catostomidae
Product: lysine-specific demethylase 8-like
Exons: 7
Coding region: 319-1551 (410 amino acids)
Cellular component (GO): nucleus
Molecular function (GO): histone H3K36 demethylase activity
Source: RefSeq, a predicted model, not a curated record
GUUAUUCUUCUAAUCUGUUUCUAGAGGGACAUUUAAAUGAGGCGCAAUCAACAACGGGAUGCCGCUGUAGAAGGAUCGGUUUGUUCAUUUACAUGAAUUACACGUUGCUCACAUAAUCGUCUCUGGUUGUUUAUACUUCGCUUUUAAACACUUUAUUAUGGAUUGUAACAUAUAUAACGUGUAAAGUAUUCACCAGAUAGUUAUUUCAAUACCCUGUGCAUCUUUUAAGUCGUAGCUUUACGUCUCUGCCAGAGUAUUAGAUGAUUGCUAUGGUGUCUUCUCGCCAGAUCAUCGAUCAGAAAUCAGUUUCAUCCUCUCAUGGCUCAGAUCUGGACUGCUGUGCGUGCUGUUCUGCCCGCGACAGUGGCAGAGUUUCCUUUUGGUUUCAGUGAGAAGAUUGAAGGAAGUGUGUUGAAGGUUCUUGAACUGGCCAGAGAUCAGCUGUACAGUGCACCAGAUUGCCCAGCUUCUGCUGAAAGAGCUCAGAUAAUUAUAGAUUAUUCCUGGGAGAAGCUUAACACAGGGACAUGGAGAGAUGUGGACAAAGAGUGGAGAAGGGUUUACUCAUAUGGCUGCUUAUUCAAAGUCUUAUGUUUAUGUCAUGGAAAUGCAUCUCAAGCCAACAUGCAAGAGGCCAUUAAGACAUGCGAUAUGGGUUUGUUAAUGGGGGCAGCCAUCAUGGACAAUAUUCUGCAAAGACUUGUCGGUAUCUUAAGGAAUAACAUGAAAAUGAAGAAUCCCAACAAAGUGGAGAAGUGUGAAGAACCCUGUACAAAGAAAAUGAAACAGGAUUGUGUGUUCGAGCCUGUAAUAAACCCAGCACAAGCUGUGCCUAGGAUUCAGUGUCCAUCUAUGGAGUGCUUCAGAUCAGAUUUUCUGGAUAUUCAAAAGCCUGUCAUUAUUGAGGGAAUAAUUGACCACUGGCCAGCCUUCACAGAGCAUCCAUGGAGCAUAGACUACUUGAAAACUGUCGCUGGCUGUCGGACGGUGCCUAUUGAAGUGGGAUCCAAGUACACGGAUGAAGAGUGGUCACAGAAGCUCAUUACAGUGAAUGAGUUCAUCGAGCGCUACAUUCUGGGAACAGGGGAUGAAGGAGUGGGAUAUCUGGCUCAGCAUCAGUUGUUUGAUCAGGUUCCAGAGCUGAAAGAAGAUAUCCGUAUCCCUGAUUACUGUUGUCUUGGAGAGGGAGAUGAAGAUGAAAUUACAAUUAAUGCCUGGUUUGGGCCUGGGGGCACAGUGUCUCCUCUCCAUCAGGAUCCUCAACAAAACUUUUUGGCACAGGUGAUUGGAAGGAAAUAUAUCCGCCUCUACAGUCCAGAUGAAACGAAAAAUUUGUAUCCACAUCAGUCGCAGCUUCUGCAUAACACCAGUCAGAGGUGGAGAAUCCAGACCUGGAAAAGUUCCCAGACUUCCCUAAAGCAUCAUAUCAGGAGUGUGUGCUCCAACCUGGAGAUGUGCUCUUUAUCCCUGUUCAGCACUGGCAUUAUGUGCGCUCUCUCGAGCUCAGCUUUUCUGUUAGUUUCUGGUGGUCUUGAUAUUUAUACAGAAUAAAACAGCAUGCUCAACUU